This is a messenger RNA of Kluyveromyces lactis, 630 nucleotides long. It is a transcript of the gene FAR3, whose product is annotated as Far3p. The transcript has a single exon. The record is from RefSeq and is a predicted model, not a curated record. NCBI's taxonomy places the organism in Eukaryota, Fungi, Ascomycota, Saccharomycetes, Saccharomycetales, Saccharomycetaceae. The coding region runs from base 1 to 630 and encodes 209 amino acids.
AUGGAGGGAUCUGGAGACAGUUUUGAGUACCUUCUUCAGUUGAUGAAGACUUUGAGCUCUCAGGCUUGGGCAACGAGACAACAGACAGAAAAAGUGGAGCAGUCAUUGAAGAGGCUAGCGAAGCAGAAUCAGAUAAGUUACAACGAAUAUUCGAAAUCUCCUAAUGAUGAAACGCUAGGACAAGUCAAUACUUUAAAGCAAAAAACUAAGGAAGAAGAACUGGUCGAAGAAAACUAUCGGUUAAUGUACCAGAUCGAACAUCAAGAAUACAUUCACUCGAAGAUAUAUCUGCUUAUCCAACAAAUAGACGAGAUGAUAGUAUCAAUGCGUAACUUUAUCGUAGAAUAUAAAACAUCAGCGCCACAGAAACAACAAGAAUUCAUAACAAAAAGUGUUACAGCACCAAUGUCACGACUCAAGUAUAGCGAGAAACAACUAAAUGAUGGCCACAUUAAUGCCGAAAAGCAAUUAAAAAUAUUGAUGGGAGAAUUGACGGAUCUAUUCAAUAGAGUACCAUGGCAUAAGGUACCGAAUGAUAACCUAAACUAUCUACGGCUUAAAAAUGUGAUCGGAGAUUUUGAAGAUAAAUAUCAAACAAAGAUUGUUCCGGAAUCAAUUGCAUUGAAAUGA